Plodia interpunctella (Indianmeal moth) is the source of this 3864-nucleotide messenger RNA. Its product is annotated as diacylglycerol lipase-beta-like. Gene Ontology annotation, biological process: neurogenesis; arachidonate metabolic process; diacylglycerol catabolic process. Gene Ontology annotation, cellular component: plasma membrane; cytoplasm. Bases 537 to 2555 code for a protein of 672 amino acids. Lineage: Eukaryota; Metazoa; Arthropoda; Insecta; Lepidoptera; Pyralidae. The record is from RefSeq and is a predicted model, not a curated record. The transcript has 15 exons. Gene Ontology annotation, molecular function: triacylglycerol lipase activity.
UCACUCAGUUUGCGUGUACCCCGGGCCGACGGUAGACGUCGCAUCAGCGUCGAUAAGACAUUGAUAACAUCUGCUUACUGUGUGCUACUACAUAUUAAAAUUGCAUGGUCAAUAUUCAUCAUUAUUUUACAUUACAACGACCGACGUUAAUUAUCUAUUGAUUAAUUGCUGAAAAUCCAAAGUUUAUAAGCAAUGUCGUUUGUUUAGCAUUACAUCAUCACCGGCGCGACCGAUCGAUCGGGAAUCCGGGACCAAAAUAAUUUGAGGUUAUGUUGUGUCUGCGUUUGGAGUUGUGAGUUGAGAGCAGUGAAUCAUUUUAUAACUACCUACGUUUGAUAUUGAUAAAAGUGCAAGUUACUAUGUCGUUCGGGCAUGUGUCGUGAUUUAGAUAAACUAUCCAGUUGUUUAUUUGUUGAUUAGGUACAAUCUUUUGUUUGUUGUGGUUUUGACAUCUAGACAUAAUUUUUAAGAACCAUAUUAACAAAAGUUAAUCACACCGACCGAACAGCGCUGACCAUGAAAAUAAUAGGACGUAGAUGUACUUACCUAUUUUAAACAAAUUUUCCAAAAUGCCGGCGAUACGGAUACUAGGGCGCAAGUGGCUGUUUGCAACAGACGAUUUAGUGUUUCCGAGUCUCAUCGAGAUUCCAUACAGAAUAUUUUGGUUGGCGUUCCUGUGCAUCAUAUUAAAAGAAGAAUAUUCGGCGACAUGGUUAUGCGUGAAGCCAACAAAUAUAGAUGAUGUUCGGCCAUUGAUGUUCAGGAUUUUCGCGCCUUCUGAAAUCGAUUGGAAUGGGCUCCUAACCAGGCUGUUCCUGUGCGGAACCCUGGCGCUCCAGGCUGUGUAUAUACUGUCCCUGAUUGCCCUGGCCAGUCAGUCGGGGAGAGGCACCAUCACCGACACCAGGAAGUACGUCGUGCCUUUGCUUUUGUGGAAUUUAUUCCUUAUCAUACCUGAAGUGCUACUGAAUAUUAUCGGCACUAUUUGGAUAUUUUCUGACAUGAUAUCAUGCCAGUUGACCAGCCAUUACGCGAGUGUAGUUGUCCAUAGUAUAGUGAUAAUGAACUGGGUACGUCUGGCCCUGAUGCUCCUACUCGUCUACUUGAUGUACGACCCACUGGGCACCGUCAACUAUGACGAGCUGUCGUCCUCGAAGCAAGCCUGGUUCAACCGCAAGUUGACCAAGACAUUCGCCUGGAGAUUGAAGUGGGCAUUGCUAUUACUCAGGGGUGACGAGCACAGCAAGGAAGCGAUACAAGAAAUUGCAAGGCUUCUAGCGACAUUAUUCAGAUCGUCGGAUCUCGUCCAGUCUGAUAUUAUAGCAGGCUGCAUUCUUCUUAGAAUAAGGCAAAAACGGUGGUGUAAAAUCAACGAGGGAAACCAAACUGAUGACAACCGAUAUUGCACAGACGUGUUCAAGUUCUUCGAAGGGUGCCCUCGAUGGAUGAACUUAAAAGAUGCCUUUCACUAUAUGAAUCUGUCUACGGCCGCAUACGGCUGGAUGUAUGUGCUGUUCAAAAAUUUCUUCAGCGGACUAUGUUUGAUCGCGCCCUAUAUACGAUGUUUUUGUCAACGUAUGGAACCCGACGUGACCGGCGACAACUGUUGCAUGUGCAACUACGCUGGCCUCAAAUACGUCUCCAAGGUGGCCGAUAAGGACAUCAUACAUAUUUCCUUCACUAAUAAAGUGUUUGAGGUGCCUUUCUACAUCGUAGCCGAUCACGAACGGAAGAAUAUCGUAGUGAUCAUAAGAGGGACUAUUUCUGUACCCGAUGUCUUCACGGACCUAACCGGGACUUGCGAGCCGUUUGAAGUUGAAGGUUUGCCACCCGGCAGCCGCGCCCACAGAGGCAUGGCGAUGGGGGCCGCAAAGACGAUGCAGAGGAUCAUGCCACUGCUAGAAAAGGCCUUCCAAGAGCAUCCCAACUUCGGCUUAGUUGUCACAGGUCACAGUCUCGGAGCCGCGAUUUCCAUUUUAUUGGGAAUCAGAUUAAAGCCACAUUUUCCAAAUGUCAAAGUCUUUGCGUUUUCAGCCCCAUCGGGUCUAUUAAGCCGCGAAGCGUGCAAGUACACGGAGAGCUUCGUGAUGAUGGUGGGGGUAGGUGAUGAUGUAGUGAUGAGACUGAGCAUCCUCAGCGUGGAGAGCUUCCGGGACAAGCUGGUACAAGCGCUCAACGCUACGAGGCUGCCUAAGUAUCAGAUACUGCUUAAGGGACUAGGGUACCUGUUCAGACACAUUCCCGACUCCGACCUGGACUCCGCCUGGAAGUCUCCGGACAACCUGGAAGCUAUGCUGCUUGACUCACCUGUCAUGCCUCGUGCGUUCCCGGAAUCCGAUCGAUUGUACAAUGCUGGUCGAAUAUUGCACAUAACUAAAAAUAAAUCAACAGGGAAGUCGGAACCCAAGUACAGAAUGACAUGGGCAUCGCCCGAGGAGUUCCGUGACAUAAUGGUGAUGCCGAGGAUGCUGUUCGACCACAUGCCUGAGAAUGUGCACCACGCCAUCAAGACAGCUCUAGAAGAACAUCGUGCCAAUCCUGUGAUAGACUUGUAGCGGGGGCGAGGUAAUUAUGCUCGACCGCCACAAAAGGAAGAUGUUGCGCCUGGGGAACCGCACGGCUCCAACGGUGUCAUGUCGGAGGUUGUAUUUAUGCUUCCAAUCGAAAACGCACUGGUCUGACGUCUAAAGUGAUGUGUUUGACAUAAAAAAAUAUUCCUUAUAUUUUGUGAUCGUAUUACUUAGAUUUAAUUAGGUAAAUCGUUGUUUAUGUCAGGCAUACACCAGUUGCCUAUCCAAUCCAAUGUAUCAAUUGUUCAAACUAUUAUUAACAUUUACGUGGUAUAUUAUUUACUAACUGCUUCGCAGCAUACUGUCCAUGCUGCGAAGCAGUUAGUUUAUGGACUAAGUAUACAAACAUAACAAUAGGCGCAGCGGACGGGCGGUUUUCUUAACUUGUUUUAGAAAAUUGGCGCUCCGGACCCGGCUAGAUAUUUUUAUUUACUUGUGUGAUGUUAUUGAAUCUCAUGUCGACCUGUUUUUUAUUUUAUUGUAAUAACAACCUAUUGGAUUUUUUUCUUUGGAUCGGAUCGUCUUCUACUCCAGUUUUAUUUACUUAACGACAUUUUUAUAAGUGAAUUAAAAUUUAUAUUAUAGAAGUGCCAUAAUUUACUAACAUAGGGUUUAAACCUUCAUAUUAUGAUCGCCAACAAAAUUAGAUCGUGAUUUUAUAUGUGUUAAAAAGUGAAAUUUCUCGUAGUGUACGUGCCUUUCUAAGUUGUGUGCAAUGAAAAUGUAUAGUAAAGAGUAAGAGGUGUAUAGUAUGCCCUUGCAGUGGUACAAAUAUGGUGAAAAGAUUUCAGAUUUGGUAUAAAAGCGCCUGAUCACUUUGCAAUCUGUCGUGCCAGAAAGGGGUGCAAAUAUAUAUGAUAGAGAAGUAGUUAGGACUAUAUGUGUAAUCUAUAAUAUGAAAAUCUGCAUCCUUUUCUUUCAUCAAAUUACAGUCAGUCAUUAAUUAAUAUUGCUAGUCAAAUUGCGAAGUAAAUAGGCGCUUUGAAAUGAUAUCGCGUCCCGAUUUGUCAAAGCACGAUAUAAAUAAAUGUGACGUUUCAGAGAUAAGAGUACCUAUACUAAUUCCGUGACUUUAGCUUAGUAUCUUACCCGUGGAAUGUCACAAAUGUGUUUUGGAACCAAAACACGUACACUGUGAGUAAUGGUUGAAUCAACCAAGUUGACUGAAUUGUUGUCGAUACAAGUAAGCACCAAGUGUUUUUAUCUUUUGUAUAAUUAUAUUUGUAUGUGUAAGUUUAAUAUUAUAUAAUGUCAAGGGCUGUAUUUAAAUAAAUCUCAUAUUCCAAAAUUGAAA